AUGCGAAAACCAAAUGGCAAACAUGUUUUAAAACAAAGUAAGUUAUAUGUGCUUUAUGAGCACAGUGCGGGUUUCGCCCUGUUCCGAGUGGCGGAAUUCGAGGAGCUAGCAGCUUUCUUACCUCAAGUUGAAGAAUCUGUGACCGAUUUGCAAAGAUUUAACUCUGUAGUGACGCUGAUAGCGUUCCAACCUUUUAAAUCUGCUGUGACUGCUUUGGAGAACAUCAAUGCUAUCUCUGAAGGUAUUCUACCAGAAGACCUCAACCUCUUCUUAGAAGGUGGUCUUCCGAAAAGGAAGAAACGUAGCAAAUGCACUCUUGGUGUGUCUGACCCUAAACUCGGGGCAGCUAUCAGCGAGGCCUUGGAGAUCCCUUGCUCCCAUACUGGUGCUGUACCAGAGGUUUUAAGAGGUAUUAGACACCAUUUCCACUCGUUAAUCAAAGGAUUAACACUCAAAGCAUGCAGCGUUGCUCAGCUGGGUCUCGGUCACUCAUACUCCCGAGCUCGAGUAAAGUUCAACGUACACCGAGUAGACAAUAUGAUUAUACAGUCCAUUGCUUUGCUGGAUCAGCUGGAUAAAGAUGUUAAUACGUUUUCUAUGAGGAUCAGAGAAUGGUAUUCCUACCACUUCCCGGAGCUUGUAACCAUCGUACCAGAGAAUUAUCUCUAUUCAAAGUGCGCUGAAUAUAUAAAAGAUCGUAAGACACUCUCGGAUGAAUCCAUAGAACCAUUGACGGAGAUACUCGGUGACUCGGAGAAGGCUCAGGCUAUAGUGGACGCGUCCAAAAUGUCUAUGGGCAUGGAUAUAUCACCGGUCGACUUGAUUAAUAUACAGAUGUUUGCUGGAAGGGUCGUAGCGUUGAGUAAUUACAGGAAGCAAAUAGCAGAAUACUUACAUACAAAGAUGAACUCUGUCGCUCCAAAUCUUACAACACUCAUCGGAGACCAAGUCGGAGCUAGGCUUAUCUCUAAAGCUGGAUCAUUGACUAGUCUAGCUAAGUACCCGGCUUCAACGUUACAGAUACUUGGUGCUGAAAAAGCCCUUUUCCGAGCUCUAAAGACCCGUUCAAAGACGCCCAAAUACGGUCUCUUGUAUCACUCGACGUUCAUCGGACGAGCCGGUCUCAAGAACAAGGGACGUAUCAGUCGAUACCUUGCUAAUAAGUGCUCCAUUGCUUCGAGGAUCGAUUGCUUCUCUGAAAAGCAAACAACAGUAUUUGGUGAGAAACUACGUCAACAAGUGGAAGAUCGAUUAAAGUUCUAUGAGACCGGUGAUAUUCCGAUGAAAAACGUGGACGUCAUGAAACAAGCCAUCGAGGAAGUAACACAGCAAGAGGAAGCACAACAGGAGUCCACGAAAAAGAAGAAAAAGAAGAAGAAGGAAAAGAAAGAAGUAGAAGUCGCUAUGGAUGAGGAUUAAAGAAGAUAAAGAUGUGUAUAGAUAGCUUGUUCUGUAAUAUUUGUUGAAUGUGAAUACUAGUAUGACGAUAAAAAACGAGUGUGCUUUAGACCACAGGACUGAAGUAAAAUUUCUUUAGCUUCAUCUAACUUAUAUCUCCCCAAGUGUCUCAAAAAUGUUUCAUUUCAUCAGAUUAAUGGCUUCUAAUAGUGUCAAAGUAGGAAGAUUUCGUCAAUAUCGCGUUGAAUGAAGGAAACACGAAGGAGAUUAAUAUGUGCGGUUAAUAUAAUAAAACUUUUAUUUAAAGAUCAAUAGAUUUAUAAAAAUCGUAUAAAGCAGAACCUCAGUCAUAUUUUUGUCACAUUACACAAUGUUGAAUUAAUUUAAUGAGAAUCAUCAGCAGAAUAAAUGAUUACUUAAGGGACCGUUAAAAACGUGAAUUAAAUAAUAAGGCCACUGAUAAAGAAUAAUACUUGAAUACAGCUACAAUAAAGUACAAAUACGGGAUAGAAAUUUGGGAGGUAAAUGGAAAUUUGGAAUUUGGCAAAGAAUGUGUUUAUACUAUCUAUACAUGUCUGUAUAACACUACUUUUAAACAUUUGUUUUAUUAUUAAAGAGACCUGACGGCCUCGUCUAAGUACAUUUAUAGAUGUACUUUAUAAUGUAAUUAAAUUUCUACCUUACAA
This is a messenger RNA of Melitaea cinxia (Glanville fritillary), 2084 nucleotides long. It is a transcript of the gene Nop56, whose product is annotated as nucleolar protein 56. The record is from RefSeq and is a predicted model, not a curated record. The transcript is spliced from 8 exons. Gene Ontology annotation, cellular component: small-subunit processome; box C/D methylation guide snoRNP complex. The coding region runs from base 1 to 1419 and encodes 472 amino acids. NCBI's taxonomy places the organism in Eukaryota, Metazoa, Arthropoda, Insecta, Lepidoptera, Nymphalidae. Gene Ontology annotation, molecular function: snoRNA binding.